AGCCUUAACCCUCCGUUUCAGACACCCUCAUUUCUUCUUUGCAACCACGUCCUUCAUCGGCAACAAGCGACCACAACUCUUCGGUCCCUUCGUCGUCUCUUCCUCCUUGUGCCUCCUUUUUCAAAUAGUAAAGAAGAGAGAGAAGGAAAGCACCAUGUCGUUUGGUUUGGGCAUUGUGGCCGCAUUGGCGGCUCCCCUGACGAUGACGUUGGGUUUCAUUGUGUGGGACAAUCAUUGGACAGGCAGUGCCUUUGCCCUGAACAUGUUCAAGUGCAACCUGGCAUCUAUUUGGUUUGUCGUCUUGUCAGCGACCACACGAGACGAUCCCUUUUCGGCGCAAGUGUUUACCGGCGACAGUGUGGGGUUCUUGAUGCUGUCGUCGGCCAUUGGUAUUCUAGUAGGCGACUUUGCUUGGUUGGAAGCACUCCGAUUGCUGGGUGCUCGCAAAGUGAUUGUCAUGGAUUCCUUAAAGCCCUUUUUGGCAGCAGUCUUUGGAUGGGCCUUGUUGGGAGAACAGUUGCAGUGGGCCGCUCUGGGAGGAAUUGCCUGCACUGUCGUGGGGAUUCUACUGGUCAGUCUAGAAGACAGACAGACGCAGGAAGACGACAAUGAAGAAGCAGAACAAGAGGAGGUUGUCUUGCAGAGUGUAAUGAACUCGGACAAACACGACGCCCAACUACUAGCCAACCAGAAAGAUACGGAUUUCUCUACGAGAACCGAUGUAACGACUCUUGUUGACCGUUCGACACUUUCCUUGGCAACCGGGAGUUUCCCUCCUGAAGAACCUGCAGUGGAUGACAACUGUGUCGAUGUGCUAAUCGAUCCAACGACAGAAACCAAUCUACCGGAUGCUCAAUUAGAAAUAAGGCAAGAACAGCAGAACAGUCAUGAUGAUGAUGACGGCAUUGAGCCACAAUCCAGAAGCACUGCUGUUGUUGACGAAACCCGGCCCUCCACCAAUUCCACAAAGCGGGCACAGAGUGAGUGGGACUUUUUCUACGGAUAUGGCAUGGCAAUCAUCAAUGUGCUGCUGGACACCUACGGAUCCGUUCUGACCAAGGAACACGGAACGAAAUUCACGACGUGGGAAAUCAAUCUGGUACGGUUUGGAUUUGCGGGCGUGGUCAUGCUGUUCUGUUCCAUUUUCUUGCAGACGAGAGAUUGGUUUGUGGGCUGCUCGUCCUCUUCCAGUUCCAACAACGAACCCGACGUUGACAACACUGGAAGAACCAACAGCGAUGAAGAACAAGGGUCACCAUCCACAGAAACCGAAACUGUCGGCGCAAUUGCUUGGUACAAGUUGCCAGUGGAUUCCAUGUCGGUUGCGGCAUGGUUGCACGUGUCGGGUGGUGUCCUCUUCGUGACGUUCUUCACUCCUGCAUUGAGCAACUACGCACUAUUUCAGAUUGCCUUGGCGUUGGCACUCACGCUGGGUUCCAUUGGGCCUCUGUAUGCCUUGCCAUUGACCUAUCUCUUGCAGAAAGAUCAGGCAAUGCCUAGUUUGCAGGCUGGUGGCGGUGCCGUAUUGGCUGUCGCGGGCAUUCUCAUCUUGGCCUUCUGGGGGACCUUGGAGUAA
Molecule: messenger RNA, 1576 nt
Organism: Seminavis robusta
Lineage: Eukaryota; Bacillariophyta; Bacillariophyceae; Naviculales; Naviculaceae
Source: the annotation of a GenBank genome assembly